This is a messenger RNA of Papaver somniferum (opium poppy), 1679 nucleotides long. Its product is annotated as ATPase family AAA domain-containing protein 1-like. Bases 1004 to 1405 code for a protein of 133 amino acids. Gene Ontology annotation, molecular function: ATP hydrolysis activity; ATP binding. The transcript is spliced from 5 exons. Lineage: Eukaryota; Viridiplantae; Streptophyta; Magnoliopsida; Ranunculales; Papaveraceae. The record is from RefSeq and is a predicted model, not a curated record. Gene Ontology annotation, cellular component: mitochondrial outer membrane.
AUUAGGGUUCCAUUACUCUGAUUUCAGAGAACUUAUAAGUCUCAAAUCAGUAAUAUCUCCGAGAUAGGUCGAAUGAUUUACUGAUUCCAGAUAUCUCAAAACCUAAAUCAAGCCCUAAUCUGAAAUCCUUGAACUUUCUCUCUCUCGUUCUCUUCUCUGGUUAUUAGGGUUCUAUUACUCUGAUUUCAGAGAACUUAUAAGUCUCAAAUCAGUAAUAUCUCCGAGAUUAAGGUCGAAUGAUUUACUGAUUUCAGAGAUCUCAAAUCCUAAAUCAAGCCCUAAUCUGAAAUCCUUGAACUGACCUAGCAGUGCAGUUCUCCACCAUGAUUCGAUCUAUCAAUCGAAGGGGUAUGUUGAGAUACACAGUUCUGGAUUCAGAGAAUUUCUGUUAAAGCUGGAGCUUCUUAGAGAAAUUGUUGAUUCGGGAUUUGAGCAUCCAUCUGAAGGAAUUUUUUUUUACUUGGAUUCUUUUAUGUUUUUGAUUUGAGUUAGCUAUUUCUUUGUGGUAUUUCCUUAUAAGUUUUGUAUUAAGAUUAUGGUUCAGUUGGAUAGUUUUGAUAUAAUCCUGUUGAUUCUUGAAAUUUAGUAGGUGAUAUGGCGAUUGUAUUUUACUUAUUUUACAUAACUAGGUAAUAUAUUUUGAUAUGUGUUGUUUGACUUGCAGGUAAAAAACACUUGUUCUGCACUCCUGGUUUUGAAGGAAAAAAUUUGUUGAUUAACAUUUCCAUUAGAGUUCUCAGAGAUCUUUCUUACUCACUGAGGUUCUUCGGCUACAAUUUUUCUUUUGGUUCUCAAUCAGUUCAACAUGAAUGCAUGCCUCAAGCUAUUUUGGGUAUGGAUGUUAUCUGUCAAGCAAAAUCUAGCAACUAUUAUUGGUCCUCUAAUCCAUCUGCUUCAAAAUGCUGAGUUUGAUAUCAAAAAGUAGGCUGCUUGGGCAAUCUCAAAUGCAACUUCUGGGGGAUCCCAUAAGCAGAUUAAGAACUCUUUCUGAUGAUUGAUGUGAAUGCUUCCGUCCCAAAUUGACAAAAAGUUGGAUGUGCAAGGGAUGAAAGUUAAAAGCUGGAAUAAUGAGCCUGUUGCUGGACAAGUUGCUGCUCUAAUUUUUUGUCACACGCGAGAGUUGGCUUACCAGUGGUUUGGAGAUGCUGAAAAGCUUACCAAGGCUCUUUUCUCUUUUGCUAGCAAGCUUGCCCCUGUAACUAUAUUUGUCUAUGAGGUUGACAGUUCGCUUGGUGCCCGAGGUGGUGGCUCUGAACAUGAGGCAACUAGAAUGAUGAGAAAUGAGUUUAUGGCAGCUUGGGAUGGACUGAGGUCGAACGACAGCCGAAGAAUCCUUGUUCUCGGUGCCACGAAUAGACCAUUUGACCUUGAUGAUGAUGUUAUGCGUUGUUUGCCAAGAAGGUGAGAUAUCUAAAAUGCCAUCCUUUGAGUUCAACUUUUUGCUAGGACAUAUAGUUCUAAUUGCUAGACAGUUUUACAUUUUUACUCUCUGUACAUAGAAUAUUGUCCCGGCAGUAUCAUAUUGAGUCCCAAGUGCCGUAUAUGAGCUGUGGUUUCUUUUCUGUCUUGUUGUCCAUUAAUUAUCAGUUAAUAAUCCAGUUGUAUAUUAUUAAUGGACAUGCAGUUGAAGUCCAUUAAUUAUAGUAUAUAUGGGUCAAUGUAGGGCGAGCUCUUUACUA